Messenger RNA from Vicia villosa (hairy vetch), 1166 nucleotides. Its product is annotated as beta-carotene hydroxylase 2, chloroplastic-like. Lineage: Eukaryota; Viridiplantae; Streptophyta; Magnoliopsida; Fabales; Fabaceae. Gene Ontology annotation, cellular component: chloroplast. Bases 179 to 1081 code for a protein of 300 amino acids. The record is from RefSeq and is a predicted model, not a curated record. Gene Ontology annotation, molecular function: beta-carotene 3-hydroxylase activity. Gene Ontology annotation, biological process: carotene metabolic process; xanthophyll biosynthetic process. The transcript has 7 exons.
UCUAACACAUCACAAAACAUAUGGUCUCUCUUCUUCCUCCUUUUUAAACCUUCACUCAACACCAAUUCCAUCUUCACAAUCUCUCUCUACAUCUCUUUCUCUCUCUAAACAAACCUCAACAAUUACAAAACCAAGCAUCAAUUUUUUUUUCAACAUCUAAAAAAACCAUACUCCACCUAUGGCGACAGGACUAACCGCCACUAUAACCUUGAAACCCUUAAACCGUCACUACAAACCUUUCCUUCCUCAUCUCCAAAAACCAAAUCCAACACUUAUCUUUUCCCCUUUAAGAUUCCGAACAACCCCAAAAACACAAAGAUUGAAAAACUUUACCCUUUGUGUUCUCAUGGAAGAUCCAAAACAUGAAACCCAAUUGGAAAUUGAAGAAGAAAAACAACCCCUUGUAGUUUUAUCACAAAAAAUGGAAGAGAAAUUGGCAAGGAAAAAAUCAGAGAGAUUGACGUAUCUUAUUGCAGCUGUUAUGUCAAGUCUUGGGAUAACAUCUUUGGGUGUUUUGUCGGUUUAUUUAAGGUUUUCGUGGCAAAUGGAGGGUAGUGGAGAAAUUCCUUGGUCUGAAAUGUUUGGUACAUUUGCUCUAUCAGUUGGUGCUGCUGUUGGAAUGGAGUUUUGGGCUAGAUGGGCUCACAAGGCUCUUUGGCAUGCUUCCUUAUGGCACAUGCAUGAGUCCCAUCAUAGAGCAAGAGAAGGAGCUUUCGAGUUGAACGAUGUUUUUGCAAUAAUCAACGCUGUUCCUGCUAUCGCUCUCCUUAACUAUGGUUUCUUUCACAAAGGAUUGAUCCCUGGUCUUUGCUUCGGUGCGGGUCUUGGCAUUACAGUUUUUGGAAUGGCCUACAUGUUUGUACAUGACGGUUUAGUUCAUAAGAGAUUUGCAGUGGGACCCAUUGCCAAUGUACCCUAUUUCAGAAGGGUAGCUGCAGCCCACAAACUUCACCAUUCAGACAAAUUCAAUGGUGUCCCAUAUGGGUUGUUUUUGGGACCAAAGGAACUUGAAGAGGUGGGAGGGCUAGAAGAGCUAGAGAAAGAGAUAAGUAGGAGGACAAAAUCAUACAAUAGUUCAUGACUUAAGCAUACACUAAUUUAGAUAUGCUUUAAAAAUUAUUAUGUAAAAAAAUAUUAAAUUAAAUAAUCAAAAAAAGUUUUGCUCC